UACGAAGCUUAUAAACCUCUGUGGCCACUUACAACGCUACUUAUGAUGUAAAUUGGGAUACUAAAACUAAAAUAAAAUGGAUAUCGAAGUCUUCGAUUAGGGCACCAAGGACGCGUAAUUUCCGUGCGUAAAUGGGUAGAUGUGUUUGGAUGUUAUAUACUCGGCAUAAAAACGGGAUAUUUUAUACUUAGAAUUGAGGCAGUAUUAUGAACUGGAAUUGAAAUCUACAAUUACACCAGAGGUAAGCUACAGUGUCGCUCCUUGCUUCAGCACCGGUUGGCUCGAGGACCUCGCGCGCGGACAGGCUGUUGGAUCGCUGAAACAACAUGCACGUUACUCUCUCUGAGGCAGGGCUAACGUGUGGAUAGUGACACUCAUCAAUGCAGAGCUUAAUGGGAAAGACAGUGAAGUUUUUCAGUCAGAGUAUCUUGAUUGUCACUCCCCGCCCACACUAACAGUAGUGGUGAAGUUGUCCUGACAUGCCUCCCGGCUGCGAAGAUGACAGAUAUUGCUCACAAUUCACGAUUUCAAGCUAACGUUUUGACAGCGGACGGACUCACCUCCAUGCUCUCCAGUGAAGUUGGACUUCUUACCAGCAGAGUACAACAUGGGACACAACAACCUGUUCUCCGUGGGGACGGCUUUUCUCUGCUCCCUACUGUUUUGUGAGUCAGUUCUUUGUUUUGAGAAGACCCACUCGCACGCUGAGGAUGAGCUCUUCAAGACGCUGUUCGCCGGGUACAACAAGUGGUCGAGACCCGUGCCCAACAUCUCUGACGUGGUCAUCGUCAAGUUCGGACUGUCCAUCGCACAGCUCAUAGAUGUGGAUGAGAAGAACCAAAUGAUGACAACCAACGUGUGGCUUAAACAGGAGUGGAAUGACUACAAACUUCGCUGGAAACCGUCCGAUUACGACAAUGUGACGUCCAUCAGAGUGCCGUCAGAGCUCAUAUGGGUGCCAGACAUCGUCCUCUACAACAACGCUGAUGGCGAGUUUGCUGUGACCCACAUGACCAAAGCUCACCUAUUCCACAACGGUAAAGUCCGCUGGGUGCCUCCUGCCAUCUACAAAAGCUCCUGCAGCAUCGACGUCACCUUCUUCCCCUUCGACCAACAGAACUGCAAAAUGAAAUUUGGCUCGUGGACGUACGACAAGGCCAAGAUUGACCUGGAGAAAACUGAAGCAGUGGACCUGAACAACUACUGGGAGAGCGGCGAAUGGGCUAUCAUCAACGCAGUGGGGACGUACAACACCAAGAAAUACGACUGCUGCCACGAGAUCUACCCAGACAUCACCUACUUCUUCAUCAUUCGGAGGCUGCCCCUGUUUUACACCAUCAACCUCAUCAUCCCCUGCCUGCUCAUCUCCUGCCUCACUGUUCUGGUGUUCUAUCUGCCCUCAGACUGCGGGGAGAAGAUCACCCUGUGCAUCUCCGUGCUGCUGUCCCUCACUGUUUUCCUCCUCCUCAUCACCGAGAUCAUCCCCUCCACCUCCCUCGUCAUCCCGCUGAUCGGAGAGUACCUCCUCUUCACUAUGAUUUUCGUCACCCUCUCCAUCGUCAUCACUGUGUUCGUGCUCAACGUGCACCAUCGCUCUCCCAGCACUCACAAGAUGCCCCGCUGGGUCCACUCCGUGUUCCUGGACAUGAUCCCGCGCUGGCUUUUCAUGCGGCGGCCCGCGCCAGAUGUCCGCCGUCGCAGGCUGUUGCUGCUGCAGCAGGAGGCGGCGGCCGACCGGAGGCAGGCCCGAUUGGCCGGGUUCAAACAUGGCAACUGCCUCAGCACCUCGGCCAACUGGCUAAGAGACGGGACAUCCUCAGAGGACCCCGAGAGAAGCUCUUAUGAGGACUUAGAGCUGGGGACCCUGACAUCAUAUUUCUCCUUUCGCCCUCCUUCGCCCAGACCUCCGGGGUCCACUCCCCCGACCCAACAGAAAAACCAACAGAACAGCCAGAACCAGCCGGAGGGGGCGACGGGGGCAAACAGACAGAGACUCAAUACCAUUCAGAGGGCCAUUAAAGGAGAUAACACAGUAUCAGACUCAACUUUCCUGCUCUCACCAAGUGUUAUACGUGCUCUGGAAGGGGUGCACUACAUCGCAGACCACCUGAGGGCCGAGGAUGCUGACUUCAGCGUGAAAGAGGAUUGGAAGUAUGUCGCCAUGGUGAUUGACCGCAUCUUCCUGUGGAUGUUCAUUAUUGUGUGCCUGCUUGGGACCAUCGGCCUCUUCCUACCCCCUUGGCUAGCUGGCAUGAUCUAGCUGCUCAUGGGAGAAUGUGUGAAAAACCCAUAACCGCCACUAGUUAGUGAAUUUGACAUUCAAAAUGUAGCUGAACUCUACUUCACGUUUGUGUAAUGUACUGCGUUAAAGGCCUCAUGAGGCUAUAAAGCUCUUGAUGCACCACCAAAGCAAAAGUGUGGAAAAACCGAAAGGUAGCAUCUUCUAUACAGCGGACAUCUCAGACUCAGCCCGUCACUUGGCUCAACUUUUAUCCAUCUAAGCUGCACUUUGCCUCAGGUGUAAUGGUACUUAGGUUGAGUUUGACCCAAAUGCUAACAUUAGCAUGUUAACAGGCCCAGAGUUGGCAAUUGGUAAUGUGCUCAUGGUUAGCACAACCUGAGAAUUGGUAUAUUAGCAUACCAAUGGCAGUAUGCUAAUGUACCAAUGUUUAGUACAAUGUAUCUUUCAGCAUGUAAGUUAGGUGUAACUUGCUAGUAAAUGGGAUGGCACCAGCAUCAGUGUAAGGCGUAACCGUUGUUUGUGGAAUGACACUUUUUUAAUGAUUUCCCAUGUUCAGUUCUUUCAAUUGUUAACACAAUAUAGAUUGAGACACAAAUCAAUGUUAAUUAUUGUUUUAACAGUUUUUAAAAUGAGAUGUAUGUCUUUCAAGCAAAGUAAUGCCUUAAUUUCCUUCAAAAUCACAAACGUUGAAAUGUAAACUACAGCUAUUGUUUAUUUACUAGUAAAGUAGUGUGAUGACUUUAUCAAUUAUCAACAAGAAAUGACUUUGAAUUACAAGUCACCAGUCAGUAGCUUUAGUUUAGUAUGAAUACAGAUGAUUCUAUCAGGAAUGACUUAAUUCAGUAAUUAGAGGUCUACAGGUGUGACCUGAAGGUCAGACCUGUUGCUGAUAGGAUUCCUCUUCUGGGUAAUAUUAAUGAACCAUAUUCCAUGGUCCUCCAUGUUGUCAAUAUCA
Gymnodraco acuticeps is the source of this 3197-nucleotide messenger RNA. RefSeq names its product cholinergic receptor, nicotinic, alpha 2b (neuronal) (gene chrna2b). The coding region runs from base 608 to 2260 and encodes 550 amino acids. NCBI's taxonomy places the organism in Eukaryota, Metazoa, Chordata, Actinopteri, Perciformes, Bathydraconidae. The record is from RefSeq and is a predicted model, not a curated record. Gene Ontology annotation, molecular function: transmembrane signaling receptor activity; acetylcholine-gated monoatomic cation-selective channel activity. Gene Ontology annotation, cellular component: neuron projection; postsynaptic membrane; synapse. The transcript has 6 exons. Gene Ontology annotation, biological process: signal transduction; monoatomic ion transmembrane transport; regulation of membrane potential.